Messenger RNA from Manacus vitellinus (golden-collared manakin), 4148 nucleotides. RefSeq names its product KIAA2013 ortholog. The record is from RefSeq and is a predicted model, not a curated record. Lineage: Eukaryota; Metazoa; Chordata; Aves; Passeriformes; Pipridae.
AUGGCGCCUAGGCCGUCGCCUACUGUACCUGUCUGCGGCGGUGCGCGGGCGCGGGGCGCGGCCGAGCCGAGCGGGCGGCGCGCUGUGCCUGCAGGCGGGCCGCGGCGCCUGGCGCGCAGACCCAGCGCGGGAUGCGUUGCCGUCUGCCCGAGGACGCGGCCGGGGGGCGGAGAGGCACCGCGGGGCCUGCGCUGGCGGGCAUCACGGUGGGUUGCUGCGGAAUGUGACCGCGGGCGCCUCUGGGUGAGGCCGGCCGGGGCCCCGGCGGCGCCCCGCGCUCGCCACGCCGAUACCCUGCGCUGGUGCGGCUGGGCUCUGGGCGGGCCGCGGCAGGCGCGGCGGCGCUGGCGGCGCUGCGGACGGCGGUGCGGCGGUGCGUGCGUUCACACCGGGCCCUGCGCGGGGCCCGGGACUGCCGACGUGACGGUCGGAGACGUGGUGCCCACCGGGGCCGCCCGUCACCUCUAUCCUCAGCGCCUCCGGAUCGCCAACCCCACGAACAGAGUGGUCGCCUUUGAGGCCUCUCGCCCCCCGGCGCGUGCGUCGUUUCUCCGGCAGCCUGGAGAAGCGGUGCAGUUCGUGCUCUCCUCGGGCCGCCUGGCGCUGCCCGGCGGUAACAAGGCGGUGCUGGUGGUGGUGGCGGCCCAGAAGCUCGUGAGCCGCCUGCAGGUCGCGCCCAAGUCGCACUUCGACGAGACGGUGCUGUCCGUGGUGCACACCUCGGAGCCCACCGAGCCCGCCCGGCUGGAGGAGACCUUGGGCAGGCUGAGGGAGGCGGCCAGGAAAGAGAUGCUGGAGGUGAUGCAGAUGGGGGUGGAAGAUCUUUUCCAGGAGCACCAGCAGACCUGGUCUGACCUGUUCAUUUCAGGGAUUGAAAUGAGGAAGAUCACGGAUGCUCACACCCCAUCCAGUGAGACUGUCAACAUGACCCUGUACUACGUGCUGUCCACCAUGCCAGCCCCCCUGCUGGACCCCCUGAUCAGUGCUGAGGACAGGGAGAAGAUGGAGGGCAGCCUGAACUACGCUGACCACUGCUUCAGCGGCCACGCCACCAUGCACGCCCAGAACCUGUGGCCAGCCAGGCUCACCAGCGUCCCCCAGAUCCUGCAGCUCUCAGACCUGUGGAAGCUGACCCUCCAGAAACGGGGCUGCAAGGGCCUGGUGGCAGCUGGAGUGCACGGGCUCAUGCAGGGGAUGGUGCUGAGCUUCGGGGGGCUGCAGUUCACGGAGAACCAUCUCCAGUUCCAGGCUGACCCCGAUGUGCUUCACAACAGCUACUCCUUACGUGGGAUCCAUUACAACAAGGACUUGAUCAACCUGGCUGUGCUGCUGGAUGCCGAAGGGAAGCCCUUCCUGCACGUGUCAGUGAAGUUGCAGGAGAAGCCAGUGAGGCUGUAUGCCUGCGAGGCAGGCUGCAUGAACGAGCCCGUGGAGCUCACCUCGGAGGCGCGGGGCCACACCUUCCCCGUCAUGGUCACCCAGCCCAUCACACCCCUGCUUUAUAUAUCCACAGACCUGGUCCACCUGCAGGACCUGAGACACACACUCCACCUAAAAGCUAUCCUGGCUCAUGAGGAGCACAUGGCCAAGCAAUACCCGGGCUUGCCCUUCCUGUUCUGGUUCAGUGUGGCCUCCUUAAUCACUUUGUUUCACUUGUUUCUGUUCAAACUCAUCUACAACGAAUAUUGUGGGCCUGGAGCCAAGCCACUCUUCAGGAGUAAGGUAUAAGGCUGCUGCUUUUGGCUGCUGUCCACUGAGUGUUGUCAGCCUGGUGUUCUGUCAGCUGUGCCUGGGCAGGGUCUGUCUUGGACUGUGAGGAUUUUCAGUCUCUCUUGCAACAAGCAACCUGUGACCUCUUCUUGCAAGGGGAGGGAAUAGGGCAGGGAUUGGAGCAGCAGGGAUUAUAAAUAUUAGCAGACAUGAACUCAUCAUCUGCCCUUAGACAUUUGUAAGGCUGCAGGUGGAGGCAGACACAGCUUUCUGUCCUUUUUCCAUACAUCAUUGCUUGUUUCUAAGCCAGGAAUGUCAGGAGAUGAUGUUUCUUGUUCUGCAAUACCAGAAAGCUUGUGAGAGCUGCUGUGUGGAGAUGUCACACCUGGUCUGAAUGGGUGACGUGUCACACUGCAACACCCAAAUGCAGGCUGGUGUUCUGACUUUUGGGACUCCUGGUCCAUGUUCAUGGAUUUACAGACACUGUGCAGUCCUCCAUCAAACCACAUUUACCACCAUUGUUUGGGGCAGGUGCUGAGUUGGUGUUUCUUCCAUUCAGACAAAAUUAAGGAAAGUACUGAGUGCUUUUUACUGUGAGUUGGAGGCUCUGGCUUCAAGCUCUACUGCAUCUCAUUUGGGUGUAAAGAUUUUGAAAUUAUUGCUUAGAGUUGCCUUAGAAAACUUAGUUGCUAGUAAAAACUAGAGAAUAGAAGGUGAGUUCUGCUCUUAGUACUGGGACUUUCUGGCUGUGUGUUGAUACAGAGUAGAAAUGCAAGACCAGACUGGAUUUGCUGUGUGAGCUCCCUUGUGCUGUUCAGAGGCUUCCCCUCCUAAGGGCUGAACAGUUAAAUGUAGCUUGUGUUUGAAAAAAAAAAAGGAAAUAAAAAGGAGAUAGUUAAGUGGAGCUGUCAGAGGAGAAGUUCUAGCUUUAGAUUGCCCUGUUAUUCCAAAUGGUAAAAACAAAUUCAAUUUUUGAUAGCUAAGGCUGGACAGAAGGUGCUAGACUAAACUCAACAGUUGGUAUCUAAGGGGUGUUUAAGGAGAGCUGGAAAUUUCCCUGUCAGCUCCCUGGCUUUGUCGUGGUGAGCACUGGGGAUCAAACCUGAUCCCAAGCAGGUCUGAAUACCUGUCAUCCAAUGAAGGAAUGAGUGGGAGGUGCUUGUGGCUGGACAGACUAACCUAGGAGGAGGUAGGAUAGAUGUGUGUGUCAGACAGCUGCUGUUACAAGCCUCUGAUCAUGAUCCAAACCCUCGUGCAGAAGGAGGAAGGUGCUGGGAGGUGGUGCCAGUUGUUGUGUACACAGCUGACAUGUGUCCUGGAACGUGUCCUUGGAAUUAUGUAAUUAUGUCCUUCUCUCACUGUUGUCUCUCUGAUUGCCUUUGUCAUCUCCAAGACUUGCCUUCUGCCUGUUCCCAAGUGACCUGUUGCCCGUUGCUGCAGGUGACUGUCCCUGACUCUGCUCACUGAACUGCCCAGAAGCGCCACAGCCACAGCCCAGGGCUGAGCCACCCCCAGCCUGGACACUGCAGAGCCCUGAGCGACAGCAAACUCUGCUGCCUCGGCCUGGGUGGACCUGCUGAACAGGAAGGUGAUGCAGAACUUGAUUCCAGAACCAGGGCAGAAGUGGGAGCCAGCUGAAGCUCAGAACCUCUGUAGCAGCGAGAUGGAUGGUGUUGGAAUAACCCCCCGUUCCAUGAGCUGAAUGGGAACAUCCCCGUGUCCAAGUGAACUUAGUCCUGCUUUCAGCCUCUGUUUGCACAAGACAUCUGACAAUUUUGCAGCUGAGAACAAGGACCUUUUGAAAGCAACAAUCUUUUUGUGCCUUGCUAUGACAGGAAUCUGAGACUUGGAAGGUGUGGUGAUGGAAGGGUUUAUGCCAGAAGUUCAUGUAACAGAUGUUUCCUUUUCCUUGUAAGCUGUUCAGUUCCCUAAGAGUAAUCCAUUUGGUGAACAUACUUGAAGAUAUACUAAGUUCUUUGAUAUUUUGAUUUGAGUUUUGUUGGGUUUUUUUUUUAAUUUUACAGGAGAAUAAAGAAUGAUGAUUCCCUUCAGAGAGUUAACUAGAAAACCUUAGUGUAACUUCCUUUCUGGUAUACAUUUUUUAAUUUAUUGCUUGGGGGGUGGGGGAGGAUGUUGAUAAUUUUGCCUCCACUUCAGUAACAGUCAAUUGAUCUGUGGAUAUCUAAGUGCUGGUAACAGGUUUUUCAGCCUUUAUGACUGUAGAGUGCAAAAUCAAUUUGCUGAAAUUGUUUUCUGGAUUUACACUUGGAAAUGCUGUUCUGCAGGUUUCCUACUCUAAGCCUACUGAGACUUUAUGCAUUGAUUUGUUUUGGCUAUGGGGAGGGGAAGACAUCCCACUUUCUAGUGAUUUAAAGGUUGUUUGGUUUUAAAAUACCAAAGCUGUUGUUUCUAAAUAAAUAUCUUUCAGUCUAAUCUGA